AUGGUCACAAUGGAGAGCCAACCACUGACAGCCCGCCGGCUGAGUUGGGCUGACCAGAAUGCGGCGCCGUUGGCCUCUACCAUACCACAGGCCCCCGAGCCCCCACCAAUCGGUGAAGAAGAUGACGACGACAUCGACAGGCCGGGUGUCAGGACACUCGAAAUGGGCGUCCUUCUACAAGGGUACGCUUACAGGUCGUCUGUAGAGCUUCCCUCCAAUGGCCAGCUUGUUGAGGUUGUUGGACCUUUACCAGAGGGCGUUGACAUUUUGGUUAAGGAUGAAGGCAGCCCCGAGCAUCCUGCGGCGCUGUGGAUAGAGGCAGAGCUGAAAGAUCUCGGCGUCUUCUACCAUGGCCUUCUUGUCAGAAUUGCCGGCGGUGAGUUCGCAGAAGUUGUGGUCAACCUCAAGGCAUGUGUCAUGGGCCCCAGAGAAGGGCGACUAUCGAGGAUUCACCACAACGUCGAGUUGAUAAGGGCGUUGGCACCCGAGGAUGUCCAUGGCAGCACCGAGGGCAGCGUUUUCAGAAAAGCUGCGCAGCUUAUGGAGGCAGAUGACGAAGAUGAUGGCUAA
Symbiodinium pilosum is the source of this 570-nucleotide messenger RNA. NCBI's taxonomy places the organism in Eukaryota, Dinophyceae, Suessiales, Symbiodiniaceae. The record is from the annotation of a GenBank genome assembly.